Messenger RNA from Brettanomyces nanus, 1920 nucleotides. RefSeq lists its product as uncharacterized. The record is from RefSeq and is a predicted model, not a curated record. Lineage: Eukaryota; Fungi; Ascomycota; Pichiomycetes; Pichiales; Pichiaceae. The transcript has a single exon. The coding region runs from base 1 to 1920 and encodes 639 amino acids.
AUGUCUGCAUCUAUACCUCAGAAUGACGAUCCUUUAGGUGAUCAAGAUGCUGCUACCAGACUUAGAAACCACGGUGUUUCAUCUGCAUCAGCUUCUGCAGCAGCAGCAGCAGCAGCAGCAGCAGUGUCUGCAGUGUCUGCAUCUCCUUUACUUGGCGGUUUGCCUAAAAAGAGACUCAGAAAGUCUCCUACUUGCUCCAAAAUCUCUAAAGCGUCUUGCGUUAAGCUUCGCUCCGCUCCAAUAUCAAAGCGCUUCCGCAGUCGCUCUUUGCCUAACAUAUGGAUCCCUUCUUCUCGCCAGACCGACUUGCUUCUAACUGAUUUGUCUAGACGUCCUGGCUUAAGUGCUAAGGGCGGCGCCAACCUAAUCGAAAGUGACGUCUCUCAGUGUACGUCAAAUUCUGCUCCCCAAAUUCACUCUGACAUCUCUCAAGCAUUAUCAGCAUCAUCCUCUAUUCAUCGUCGUCAUCGUUGCCGUCAUCAUCCAUCUUCCCGUGGAUUUGGAUCCACUGCCACAUCUGGCACCUCCUCAACAUUAGUUUUAGGUUCGCGCACUGCCACACUUACACACCAGUUCAUCACCAGGCAACAGCUUUUAAUGCCACCAGUCAACCUUCAGUCCAUGCAUGAAAUCGAUCUUCACGAGGUUUUGAAGAAUCCACAACUUCGUCACGACAUUCUAUUUGAUCCGCAACUUCAAUUCCGGCCAAAUAUCGAUGGUGAACGUGGCAAGAGAAAGAAAACACAGGCAGACACCUAUUGGAGCUUCAUCAGAGGUGAAAUCAAGUCACUACUUGCUGAUUCAAAUCCGAAACCGCUAACUACUGGAUCUCCAAUCACUGUGAUGUUCCAAGCCCUCAAGAGUAUCCUUCUUAGUCUCAUUCCUUCCAAGGACAAGGCGUCCGUCGAAGACAUUUUGGACAUGAAGUUGAUCUUGCAGCAGCUUAACAGUCAUUGCUUUGACUUUACAAGUUUUGCUGACUGGAUAAGUUCCGCUCUCAAGCAUCAUUGUGCUCCAAUGAGGGACGUCUGGGUCGAUAACAUGAACGCAAUCUUUCAAAGUGCCUGUGAGAACGGAACAGAUGGAACACCACCUACUCUUGAUGUCGACCGUCUUGUUGAUGGUCUUCGUAUGGUCUUCUCCAUUCUUGAGGCGAUGAAAUUAGACGUGGCCAACCACCAAAUCCGGAUUUUACGGCCGCUCUUGUGCUCCACCGCAGUUUCUUUUGAAAAAGAGUACUUCAAUAACGCAUUGAAAAGGGGUAAAGUCAAUUUUACCUUGGCCUUGCUCUGGUUCAAAAAAAACAGUAUCGUGUGCCGUUCGUCAAACGUCCGCGAGGUACUCAACUUUGCAUCCUUACAUCUUCUUUCGUGCUCUUCCAUGUGCUCGGAGUUCCCGAACACUUUAGCCUUUGAUCAUUCUCGUUUGGUUGUCCUUCGUGCAGACAUCAGACAUCUCAUUUGUACCAAGCUUUGCACCAUUCUUUACAAAAAUCUUGUGAUGCAGUAUGCCAAGUCUCGCUUCAGAGACCUCUGUAGUACUGCUCACAUGUUUGAACUUAAAAAGGAAAUCCUUAACAUCAUAGUGGAUGAAAACGGGAACUCCAAAUGGACCCGCAACUUGCACAAUCUUGCUGUUCAUCUUACCUUCAAGUUAUUUGGUAACUUGAACGCUCAAAAGGUUGACUUCUGCUUCAACUGGCUUCUCGCCCAGACACAACCUUCUUCCAAAGUGUACACUUUACUCGAACAGACCCUUUUUGAAAAGAUUCUUAAGGCCUUAAACGAGGGUACUGUUUCGCAGAUCGAAGAUGACUGCUUAAUAAACGAGGAACUAAAGAAUGUUGCCGAGAGACUUAACCAACUGAUUGAGUUAAACUACAAUGUGUUUGGCGAGAUCUAUGGAAGCUAUCUCGAUUAA